This is a messenger RNA of Adineta ricciae, 1215 nucleotides long. Lineage: Eukaryota; Metazoa; Rotifera; Eurotatoria; Adinetida; Adinetidae. The record is from the annotation of a GenBank genome assembly.
AUGGCGACAGCUGAAGUCCAACAACCUCAUCCAUUAGGGUUUUCUGUGCAAACACCCAGGUUUCAAACAAUGGGUUUACAUCCCGAAAUGUUAACACGCCUUCAAAUACAGAGUACACCUAAUGUUGGUCCUGGCACAUACGAACUCAUGCCGUAUGGGGAUUUCAGUGAGAGAACGCUGGUCAAAAACAUUCAAGGACCUAAUUGGCAACAAGGAUUGUAUACAGAACAGAUGGCAAAGAUUCCUCUCUCAUCAUUUAAGGAAACAUACGAAAGACGUAAAGAAGAUGAACGCCGUUUGGGUCCCGGUGCUUAUGAUAUUGGUGAUUUCCUUACGGAAGCAGAUCGAAGACCAGUGUGUCAGCGAGGAGCACUCGAUCAAUUAGCUCCUCGCUUCCCAAAAGAACCAUCAGAUAGAGCACCACCACCAGCAACUUAUGGUGUUCCGGAUGAGAAAAUCACGGAAAAAUAUUGGCAACAGGGUAGUACAGUACCAUCAUUUGAAUGGAGACAAGGUCCUCGAUCAUUACCACUUCAAGGAACAAAGAUCGGUCCAGGCACCUACAAUAUCAAAAGUUCUAUUGAUGAAUUAGUCAAAAAACGUGUUAGUGACAAAGGACCUUACCAAGUCUUUACUAUCAAUCGUUCAGCACCGAUCAAAACCGGCCAUUAUUCUCUAUUAGAUACAUGGGAUCUUCAACCAGAUUUUCCAUCGAAAGAAUAUCCAGAAUCGAUUUCGUUAGCCAAACAAAUAGAAAAACGAAAGAAACAUGGACUAUUCAGUAAACUAGAUCGUUUUCAAAAAAAACCAACUGAUCGAAUCUCGAUUGAACAUCCAGGUCUAGAACCCAAAAAUGUCACUUUUCCUGGCCCUGGCGCUUAUGCUACUGUUCGUCCGUGGGAAGAACACGAUUUUCACACGAAGAAAGUUCCAUUCAAUAUGACUGCAUCCCGAAAUGACAAACGUUCAUUCACAAAUGUUGGCAGUCAGAAUUCAGUCGGUGUUGGUCGAUACAAUAUAGCUUCACCAGUUCGGGAUGAAACAAUCGCCGACAGACGCAAACGAUCAAAACGAAAAGGUAUCGGUUUCUGUUCCACAACCCAACGUUUCACAACCGCAAACGGUGAAGCAUUGCUCAACGAACGUUUAAAACCACAAAAUCUUCGUACAGAACAACGAACACAAUUAUAUCUCACCGGUCAUGUCUCAUCUUAA